AAUCACCGUGUGAUCUAAGUACUUUGCUUAAGCUCACCGCCCUGAUAAGUAAUAAACUAUCAGUGUUGGUAAUCCACCAGCUGUAAGGCUUCUGAGUUAUAAACCAGUCGUCUAGACUAUUCAAGUUAUAAACUGAGUAGUUAGCUGUAAUCGAUCUUACCUCACUCACGCUACGUUCCGAUCAACAGAUUAUUUCGCUAGUAUUCGCUUAACGAAGCAAUCAUAUCGUUAACAGCAGGACCUAGAUGAUGGCAUGCACCGUCGGGCCUUGAACAUCUAGGUCUCUGAAGCGUCGUCCUAUAUCCAACACUAUCCCGCUACCUCGGUGAAGGGUCGGUGGGACAGUACGGCUUUGCUGACUGUAGCCGCGCUGAAUGGCUCUGCGCAGGUUUUGUAAGGCUACCUACAAGGUUCUACGCCGACAUAACCCGUGCACAAACAUACAAAAGUGCAGAUAUGCUUCCAACCAGUCUAUUUAAAAACCGACAGAUCCCAGCCAGCAAUGUCGCCUCAAAAGCGUUCCAUCCUCAUCAUCGGUGGUAGUGGUGCUCUGGGAAAACCGCUGACAGAGACAUUCCUCCGGCGGAAAGAUCGUUUCGGUCGCAUUGCCAUUCUUUCUGAACCUGAAAAGGCCCACAAGCUGGAUAUUGCCCGAGCAUUAGGUGCCGAGUUUGUCUUCGGCUCGUUUCUUGACGCCGAGAUCUACCAUGGGUUCGACAUUGUUUUCUCGCUUGUGGGUGAUCCCAUCAUGCGUUUGCAGCCAGCCAUGAGCGAGGCUGCCGUCAAAGGUGGCGUGCGCCACUUCUAUCCCUCCGAAUACGGCACGGAUAUAUCUCAAGAAGGCAUUUGGUCGUUCCGAUAUCUCCGGGACAAGGUGGUGACACGCGAUCAUCUCCGUGCCACCGCCAAGCGCGUUCCAGGCUUCAAGUACACGCUCGUGCUCGUGGGCCUGUUUACAGAAUAUGCGUGUUCGCCGUUCAGUGGAUUCGAUCUGGACAACCAUACCGUGGAGGUUUAUGGAAAUGCGGACGCGGGCGUUGUUCGUUACAUCGUUGGCUCAGUGUUCCUUCUCUUCCCAGAGGGCGAGUACUGGCGCGAAAUUCGUGCUCGCGGGGACCACCUGCCCUUCACCGAAGCAGCCAAGAAACAAGAAAAAGCGCGCAUUCGAGGGGAUGAGAGUGGAGAACUGAUGGGGGCAGCAAAGACAGCUGCCGCGACGGGUAAGGCUUUUGUCCCUGGCCCGCUGGAUAACGAUAAAUUCGAAUUCACGCCGGAGACUGCGCAAGAGACUCUCAGUCGACUGUUUUCUCUGUAA
Messenger RNA from Mycena citricolor, 1315 nucleotides. NCBI's taxonomy places the organism in Eukaryota, Fungi, Basidiomycota, Agaricomycetes, Agaricales, Mycenaceae. The record is from the annotation of a GenBank genome assembly.